This is a messenger RNA of Brassica oleracea var. oleracea, 1277 nucleotides long. Its product is annotated as rRNA-processing protein EFG1-like. The record is from RefSeq and is a predicted model, not a curated record. NCBI's taxonomy places the organism in Eukaryota, Viridiplantae, Streptophyta, Magnoliopsida, Brassicales, Brassicaceae. Bases 77 to 1051 code for a protein of 324 amino acids. Gene Ontology annotation, biological process: maturation of SSU-rRNA from tricistronic rRNA transcript (SSU-rRNA, 5.8S rRNA, LSU-rRNA). The transcript is spliced from 8 exons. Gene Ontology annotation, cellular component: preribosome, small subunit precursor; nucleolus.
CUUAGUAUCUGUGUCUGUCUGUAGUUGUUCGACUCUUUCUCUCUCCUUAAAGUGCUCUCUUAAAUCCUUGGACCACAUGGCGCACGGCGGCUAUGCCAAGAGAAGGGUUUCGGAACCGAAUAACACGGCGGGAAGCGGCAGCCGGAGGUCGAAAGGAUUACGCGUCGAGAAGAAACCUAAGAUUGUCUCUCUCAAGAAUCAGAUGCGUUCUGUUGAACGCUUUCUUCGCAAAGAUUUGCCUCGUGAAGUUAAAGAGACUCUAAAACACAAGUUGGAGUAUCUGAAGAAGCAGCAAGAUGACCACACUCGUCUUGCUGUUGAACGUAAAGUAUUCCUCAGGAACCGUAAGAUUCGCUUCUUUGAGCGGAGAAAGAUCGAAAGGAGCAUUAGACGUCUUGAGAAGCUACAACGUACUUCAUCUGCUCCUGUGGACAUAGCUGAGCAACUCUGUAAACUCAAAGAAGAUCUUGAAUAUGUUAGGUUCUUCCCCAAGAAUGAGAAGUAUGUAUCUCUGUUUACUGGAGCUGAGGAUUCAGAAGUGAUUGAGCGGAGAAGUAAAAUGCGGAAGCAGAUCAAAGCCAAUAUUAUUGUUGCUGCUGCUAGUGGGAAAGAGUUAGAUGAGACGGGGAGUGAAGAUGAUGGUCUUCUGGAACUUAGUGAUGAUGAUUUCUUUGACAAAGGGAGCUCAAGCGAUGAAGCUGACGCUGAUGAUGAAUUAACUGAUAAAAGCACAAAGGAGGCUGCUUCUAGUAGAGCAACAUCUGGCAUGUCUAGUGAUGAAAGGAAUCAGAAGCAAAACUCGGCCAGGGCUCUAAUGCCACCACCACAAGCAAGGUUUGGACCAAAUGCUAGGAAGAGCUCGUCUAUGCAGAGGAAUGAGAAGCCAUCAUCCUCGAGAAACACUUCAAACAGAAGAAGUGAGUCUUCAUAUAACCCCACGGCUGCUGACGCAACUUCAUAUAGCAGUCAGAGUAGCAACUUGAGCUCCAAUUCUGAUGCUCAUAAACCCAAAAGGAAGAGACGGCCAAAGAAGAAGAAGCAACAGGCGUGAUCGGGUUUCUCAGCUACACUCGCCUGAUUCUUUCUUGCUGCAGCGGUCUCAUUGGUUGGAUCUAAUGCAUACAUAUAUAUAGAUUUUGGUGUGGUCAUGAAAUGCUAAGAGACAGAUGUUGGUUGCUUUUUGCUUUUGAAAUGGAAAGUUGUAAACCCUAUAAACUUUGGGGUCUAAAGUCCCUUUUGAACAUCUGUGAAAAAAUCAAAUCAAUGUCUUCACUUAA